GGAUCUGCAGAAACAAAACAAUGUAAUGCUUUUAUUCUGACACAGGUACAGCGGUGACAGGAAGUGGACGUCAGCUCCACCAUCAACCAUCAACACAGUCUAAAGAACAGAACCAGGAGUCCGUUGUUUCUGAAUCAAACUCUGGGAUUCCGACCCGUCUGCUCUGUCCAUGACCGUCACACCAAAGGCUGGGACCCAACCAGAGUCCAUCUGCAGGACCACGCUUUGGUCCGUUUCAGUCUUUGGUUCUCCUCCUCAGAGCAAAAUGAGCCAAAAUAGGGGGGAGUCAACAACUGUCCCAGAGAGGGCGGGGCCUCCCUCCAGGGGUCUGCAGAAACUCCCCAGAGGUCAAACUGUGGAUCCCAGGAGAACACUGAUGCCGGUCCAGCUCCACUCUCUGGACCCGCUUGGUUCUGGAUGCGGUUCUGCUCCAACAUGCCCUCAACAGCCCCACACGGGGGCAUCCCUGCCUGCCCAGAGAGUUAGGCAGUGCUCCUCCCCUCGGCCCCCCCUCUCAGCCCAGGCUCUGUGCUGCAGAGUUUGAGCGGCGCCAUGUGCAGCGGCCGGACCUGCUGGAGCGCGUGCUGGUCUUCAUGAGCGAGGUCCUCCUGGACUGUAUGCGGCUGUAACCAUGGUAACGUCAGGGCGGGGGGUGUGGACCCUCUCCCCCUGCCUCGUCCUCGCACUGCUCGUCUGCCGGUCGGAGCAGACGGAGGUCAAGCCUGCAUGCUGCAGCUCUGAGGAGCAUCCCAUCGCCUCCUACCAAGCCCUGCGCCCGUGGAUGUGGGAGUUCUCCCACCCAGAGGCCAAGGACUUCUCCCAGCUGGCCGUGGACCUGAGCGGGAAGCAGCUGAUCGUAGGAGCCAGGAACGCCCUCUUCCGCCUGACUUUGAACAACGUCUCCCUCAUACAGGCCUCAGAAUGGGCUCCUGAUGAAGACACGAGGCGCUCUUGUCAGAGUAAAGGCAAAUCUCAGGACGAAUGCCAAAAUUACAUCCGGGUUCUGCUGGUCAGUGGGGCGUGGCUCCUCACCUGCGGCACCAACGCCUUCACCCCGGUCUGCAUGACCCGACAGAUGUCAAACAUCAGUAAGGUGUUGGAGACGGUUAACGGCGUGGCCCGAUGUCCUUACGACCCCCGCCACAACUCCACUGCCAUGGUGACGGAGCGGGGGGAGCUGUACGCCGCCACCGUCAUCGAUUUCUCCGGCCGGGACCCGGUCAUCUAUAGGAGCCUGGGGAACAUGCCGCCGCUGCGCACCGCUCAGUACAACUCCAAGUGGCUGAAUGAGCCUCAUUUUGUGUCAUCCUACGGCAUCGGCCCCUUUGCUUACUUCUUCCUGAGAGAGUCCGCUGUGGAAAACGACUGUGGGAAGAUGGUGUUCUCCAGGGUGGCCCGGGUCUGCAAGAACGACAUGGGAGGGCGGUUCCUGCUGGAGGACACAUGGACCACGUUCAUGAAGGCCCGGCUGAACUGCUCACGCUCCGGAGAAAUCCCCUUCUACUACAACGAGCUGCAGAGCACCUUCCACCUACCAGAGCAAGACCUGAUUUACGGCGUCUUCACCACGAAUGUGAACAGUCUCUCAGCCUCUGCUGUGUGUGCGUUCAAUCUGAGCGCCAUCACUCUCGCCUUCAACGGGGCCUUCCGCUACCAGGAGAACCCCCGCACCGCCUGGCUCUCCACCCCAAACCCCAUCCCCAAUUUUCAGUGCGGUACGUUGGAGGAAGACGGGCCCGGAGGAAACCUGACCGAGCGCAGCCUCCAGGACGCCCAACGCCUCUUCCUCAUGAACGACGUUGUCCAACCUGCCACCAUCAACCCGCUGCUCACCCAGGACAACGUGCGCUUCUCCAGGCUGGUGGUGGACAUCGUCCAGGGCAAAGACGCUCUCUACCACGUCAUGUACAUUGCAACCGAGUACGGGACCAUCCUGAAAGCCCUGGCCACAACCAACAAAAGGCUUCAUGGCUGCUACCUGGAGGAGCUCAGGAUCCAGCCUCAGGGUCACACCGGACCAAUCAAAAGCCUCCAUUUACUCCACAGUGACAGAUCCCUGUUUGUAGGCCUUGACGAUCGACUGCUGAAGAUCCCGCUGGAGCGUUGUUCCAGCUACCUAACGGAGCGUCACUGCCUGGACACCCGAGACCCUUACUGCGGCUGGGAUCACAAACAGAAGCGCUGCUGCACAUUUGAAGAGAGUUCCAACAUGAACCAGUGGACCCAAAACAUCACUGAGUGUCCAGUGAGGAACCUGACGCAGGAUGGGGGUUUUGGUCCAUGGGCACCAUGGCAACCGUGCAACCAAGAUGAAGGCGACGGCUUCUUCAGCAGCUGCUGGUGUCGGUCCCGCUCCUGCGACGAACCGGUUGCCAAAUGUGGAGGUCUAGAGUGCAAAGGGCCAACCAUCCAAGUGGCAAACUGUUCCAGGAAUGGCGGCUGGACUCCCUGGUCCUCCUGGGGCCACUGCAGCAGCAGCUGUGGCAUUGGGUUUGAGGUGAGGCAGAGGUCCUGCAACAACCCGGCGCCUCGCCAUGGAGGUCGGAUCUGCGUGGGACAGGGUCGGGAGGAGAGGCUCUGCAAUGAGAAGACGCCAUGCCCCCUGCCUGUGUCAUGGACCUCCUGGAGCUCCUGGACCCACUGCAGUGCUGAAUGUGGAGGAGGGGUCCACUCCAGAACUCGGACCUGUGAGAACGGAGCCGUGUGUCCGGGAUGCGCCACAGAGUUUAAGGUCUGUAACUUAGAGGCCUGUCCUGAUGUUCGCCGCAACACCCCGUGGACCCCUUGGAUGCCAGUCAAUGUCAGCCACGACGGGUCGCGGCAAGAGCAGAGAUUCAGGUACACCUGCCGGGCCCUCCUGGCCGACCCCCAGCAGCUUCAGCUGGGGAAGAAGAAGCUGGAGACCCGAUUCUGCCCCAACGAUGGUUCUGGAGCUUGUCAGUCUGAACCCUUGGUUGAAGACUUACUAAAGUCAAGUGGCCGAACUCUGUCCCACCCCCAAAAUGCCAAAUGGGGAUCCUGGGAAAUGUGGUCCGGUUGUUCCCACCCGUGUUCUGGAGGCUUCCGGACGAGGAAACGUAGCUGCUCCACAGCGGAAGGCAGGACCAACCCCGCCGCCUGUGUUGGAUCUCCAGUGGACUAUCAGGACUGCAACACCCAGCCCUGCAAAGUGGGAGGAGCCUGGACGUGCUGGUCCUCCUGGUCUCAGUGUUCAUCCAGCUGUGGGGGCGGGUACUACCAGCGGGCUCGAACCUGCAGCAACCCACCUCCUGCGAACGGGGGAGACAUUUGCAUCGGCCUGCACACGGAGGAAGCCCUCUGCAAUACCCACGCCUGUGAAGGCUGGGGGGAGUGGGCAAACUGGGGGGAGUGCGAUGACGACGGGCUGCAGCACCGCGCUCGCCGCUGUGGGGAGCAGCAGCAGGCGGAGCUCCGCCUCUGCCAGGGGAACCUGACCCAGAGCCGACCCUGCCGGCCCCACGAGGUCCCGGUGAUUUUACCGGGACAAGAGGAGCAAAGCUGUGGAGCCUUCACUCUGUUCCAGCUGGUGGCCGUGGGCUCAGCCAGCUUCUUCGCCGCGGCGCUGCUGUCAGCGCUGGUUUACUCUUACUGCCACCACCUGAACCGCCCAUCGGCGGAGUCGGCGGUCAUCCACCCGAGCACCCCCAACCACCUGACCUACAACAAGCAGGGCAACGCUGCACCAAAGAACGACAAGUACAUCCCCAUGGAGUUCAAGAUGCUGAACAAGAACAACCUUCACGUCAAUGACGAGACGUGCAACCACUUCCCGCCCCCGCUGUCCUCCACCAACAUGUUCUCCACCACCUACUACCCCCCCUGUGUCAGCAAGUACGACUUCCACCCCGACUCCCCCUGCAGGACCUUCCUCCACAGCUGAGAGGAGGCGGGGCUCCAAACCACGCCUCCUUCUGCUCCUCAUCAUCUGCUUUUACGGUUAGAAUAAAAACUCUGUUUUGAUGCUUUUAGGCCAAAUUUCUGAUCCUUUUGUAGAAAAAGGUUCUGAUCCAGAACCUGCGUCUCGGUUCCUUGGCUCGGAACAUUGACUCCAUGGCGUCACAGGAACAUUGAGGCCAGAGGGAGGAGCCUCCAAAGUCUUCAGUCCACAACUCCAGGUUUCAUCUGCAGACUUUGAUAUUUCUAAAAGAUAAAUCUAACAUCAGGAACUUCAAAGACUUCCUUUUUUCUCAAGCUUUUCAUUUUUCCUCUGAUAGUCGGUUCACCUUUCAUGACUUUUCCAAACAGCUUCUUGUUUUGUCUGAGGGGAGCGUUAGGAGGCAGAACCUCCUCUGGACCUCCUGUCGGCCUAAGAUCUGGACUCUCAGGAUCCACUUUGUGGUUCUGGGAGUUCCUAGAAGACGACAUUUGAUGAUGAGGAGCAGAGACCCGUGAAGAAGAAAGUCUGGACGCUUUCAUCUCAUGUUUUCACUUUGGAGCAGCUCCUGUCGGCACAUUUUCAUUCCUCACAUUACUGAAAAAAAGCUUCAAAGGAACUGAGUUCACGGAAACAUCCGUUUGGAAAAGGAACCGACGAAACGUUGACCAAAAAUGUUGAUGAGGCGACUCGUGACCUGAAGAUGGACCUGCACCAAUGCUCUGGUUUAGAGUUUUUCAGUCCAGAAAAGUUGAGUUUUUUCUCUAAAUUUCCCUUUCAACUUCUUAUUUGGACAUUUUUGUCUUUCAACUCUGUUUAUAUAUAUAUUUUUUAGGAUUUCCUGGUUUCAAACAGAAACACUGAUUUCAGUUCAGCACUAAUGAAAUGAACUGGAUGUGAAGACGACCUUCAUCAACCGUCAGCUCCUUAAACUAAAUGGACGUUUUUUAAUUAGUUUUACAGCCGAGGUUUCAGUCAAAUUUGAAUUUUGCAUGAAUCAUCUCGCCAGUUUUGAUGGUUUUACUGUUAACUUUGGUCAAAUUUGAUGGAGAACCUUUUCUAAACAGGAAAAUAUUUAAAAUGUUUUUACAGCCGGUUCAGACUCGGAGGUGGUUUCUCUGACUGGAACUGCAGGUCGAGUCUCUGGUGUCACUUGUGUCACUGUCAUGUAAGGGUCUGGAGUAUUUGCAUGGGGGGGGUGAAGUACUCAACAGGGAGUUAUGGGGGGGGGGGUUCACAGUAAAAGGCUUCACAAUCAAUCUUUGUAGUUUUAUUUCUUAACAGCCUCAAACGUUGAACACCGUAAACUUAAAAGUUUUUGUCAGACGUGCACUGUAGAAAUAAAAAUCAGGCAGAAUAUUUACGACGUUGUUGCCAUGACAUCAAAGACGUCAGUCAAUUCUGUGAAUGUUUCUUUCAGAAUAAAAGCAUCAGGUCAGUUUCCCUUGAUGUAAUUGAUCCAAAAUGUGAAUAAAACUGGAUUUUCCUCCUGAAAA
Molecule: messenger RNA, 5391 nt
Organism: Oryzias latipes (Japanese medaka)
Lineage: Eukaryota; Metazoa; Chordata; Actinopteri; Beloniformes; Adrianichthyidae
Product: semaphorin-5B
Biological process (GO): axon guidance; semaphorin-plexin signaling pathway; neural crest cell migration
Cellular component (GO): plasma membrane
Molecular function (GO): semaphorin receptor binding; chemorepellent activity
Source: RefSeq, a predicted model, not a curated record